GCUCCCAUCACGCUAUGGCGCACCUUAGCACUGAGUGACUCAAAACAAAUCCGAACGUUAAACCAAACCAGAAAAGAAAACCGAAACCUUCGACUUCCAACCCUACCCGUACCCCUAUAUAAGCCAAAUUCUCCUUCCCGGCUAUUUUCCCACAGGAUCAAGAUCAAAGAAGAGAAACCGUAGCCCUUUUCUUUAUUGUCUGUAUAAAUGUGUGAGUGAAUAUCGAGAUAUGGUAAUGGGGACAGAAAGAUCAAAGGCUUUGCACAAUUUCACCAUGCCUUGCAGCCUGCGCUGGGGCAGCCAGCGCUACCUCCGAUGCAUGAAGGUCAGCUCCAAUGGCCAAAUUUCAAACCUCCGCCGCUUCAAUGCGAAUGAUUCCGAUUCUUCUGAUUAUCAGCACCAACAGCGGCGUACAACCAGAGAGAAACAGAUGGAGAGUAAUGGAUCCCACAAGUUGGGUCCCACUCAGGCGGCGAAGAGUUUCGAUGGUGGCCGGAUAUUUGAAAACGGUGAUGAUGAUGAUGGGAUUGCUGAGGUGAGAGAGAAGGUGAUAUUCGAUCUACAGGCGGUGGCUGAACAGAUGAAACACCAGAUUUUCACGGAAAGUCUUGAGGAAGGCGAGGUUUUCGUUUCUCCAUCUCUACCUCCGCCACCCCCUCCGCCGCCACCGGUUGCGGCAGACGGCAGUUUCACGCCGUGGAAUUUGCGGACAAGGCGAGCUGCGUGUAAGGCGCCAUUAACUGGUUCUGUCGGCGGCACCGAUAGUAUGAAGGCUUUGACGGUGGAUGUAAUGAAACCCAGUGCGUUGCUUUCAUCGACGGGGACGCCGGCUACUGGCGAUAUCAAGUCACCGUGGCUGAGAAGUGGGGCGGCGGCAGAAUCUCCUAGCGGCGAAAAGAGAGAGAGAGCUAAAUUUUCGGUGCCACUUCUGAGAAGAGAGAUCGAACAGGAUUUCAUUGCAAUGGUUGGUCACAGGCCCCCGCGCAGACCUAAAAAGAGGGCUAAGAUCGUUCAGAAGGAAUUGGAUACAAUAUUUCCAGGAUUGUGGUUGUCAGAAAUUACACCUGAUAUGUACAAAGUCACUGAAGCUGCUCCGUAGGCCAAAAAAAAAGGUUCUUUGGAGUUUGAAGGGGUUUGUGACUUGCUGACAGGAACUGGUUUAAUUGUGAAGGAUUUACUACUAAUCUAGUUGUACAAUGCACCAGCUUGGAUGAAUAAGGAAUUUGAUCGAGAAGUUGAAUUUCUUCUGGUAAAAUGAUGGUAUGAAAGAUAAAUUUAGUUGUUUUGGGAAUGCUGAUUUGUUUAGUUCUGAUUGUAAUUGUUCAUAGUUUUGUUUUUAUUCAUGGGAAUAAAGUAAACAAAGGUUGAUGGGUUAUUAUUAUUAUUAUUAUUUUCAUUGAA
Molecule: messenger RNA, 1401 nt
Organism: Olea europaea var. sylvestris
Lineage: Eukaryota; Viridiplantae; Streptophyta; Magnoliopsida; Lamiales; Oleaceae
Exons: 3
Coding region: 230-1099 (289 amino acids)
Source: RefSeq, a predicted model, not a curated record